Molecule: messenger RNA, 789 nt
Organism: Hibiscus syriacus
Lineage: Eukaryota; Viridiplantae; Streptophyta; Magnoliopsida; Malvales; Malvaceae
Product: elongation factor P-like
Exons: 11
Coding region: 98-787 (229 amino acids)
Biological process (GO): translational elongation; peptide biosynthetic process
Cellular component (GO): cytoplasm
Molecular function (GO): translation elongation factor activity
Source: RefSeq, a predicted model, not a curated record
AGUGCAAAACCCUGGAUAAAUAGAUAGAAUAUAGUAUAAGAAACCUGUUGCCUAUGCAUAAUCCCAGAAGCCUAAGUAACUGGAGCAGCGGGUUACGAUGAAGAAGGGAGUUCAACUUGUUAAGAGACUGUCUCCAUCUGUGUCCACCAUAUUCAAUUUCAAUGCUUCCACUCAUUAUCUACCUAGCAGCUCGCCUUGGUGGUCUGCCUCUCAACAUCGCGGCGUCAAAGUUAACGCCAUCCAUCUAAGGCCAGGGAAUGUAAUUGAAAAAUCAGGACGAGUCUACCAGAUAGUAGAAUCAGAGCAUAAGCAGCGAGGAAGAGGAGGUGCAUUGAUGCAGAUGGAGCUUCGUGAUGUUGACAACGGAAACAAAGUAAGUUUCCGGUUUGGCCCUGAAGAGCCUGUUGAAAGAGUGUUUGUUGAGGAGAAGUCUUUCACAUGUUUGUACACAGAAAAUAAUACUGCGUUUCUGAUUGAGCCUGAGACAUUUGACCAACUGCAAGUGCCAUUGGACUUAUUUGGCAAGUCUGCUGCUUACCUAAAAGAGGAAAUGAAAGUUAGACUACAGUUAUAUGAUGGAAGACCAUUGACUGCAGCAGUUCCAAAACGAGUGACAUGUACUAUUAAGGAGACACAAACUCCAAUGAAGGGGGUUUCAGCGACCCCUCGGUAUAAAAAAGCUUUGCUGGACAAUGGCCUUAGUGUUCAAGUACCACCCUAUCUUGAUACAGGUGAAGAAAUAAUUAUCAAUACUGAAGAUGAUUCUUACCUUGGCAGGGCGAACUAAUA